Messenger RNA from Ramularia collo-cygni, 1410 nucleotides. Its product is annotated as related to neutral amino acid permease. Gene Ontology annotation, molecular function: amino acid transmembrane transporter activity. Gene Ontology annotation, biological process: amino acid transmembrane transport. The transcript has 5 exons. Gene Ontology annotation, cellular component: vacuolar membrane. The record is from RefSeq and is a predicted model, not a curated record. The coding region runs from base 1 to 1410 and encodes 469 amino acids. NCBI's taxonomy places the organism in Eukaryota, Fungi, Ascomycota, Dothideomycetes, Mycosphaerellales, Mycosphaerellaceae.
AUGGGAUUCCGAACGUCGAAACACAAGGACAGCAACGAUCUAAGUGCUGUUCAAUCUCCUGAAGUCGACGUUGAAGAUGGCCAGAAACUCGAAGGAACCCACGAUGCUGUCUUUGGCGAAAUCGCAAAGGAAGGCGGCCCGAACUAUCGCAACGUCGGAUGGAUCGGGACCGUUGUCUUGAUGCUGAAGACACAGAUUGGACUUGGCGUACUUUCCAUUCCUUCAGUAUUCGAUACUCUUGGACUUGUCCCUGGAAUCAUUUGCCUAUUGAUCAUUGCGUUUAUGACUGGUUGGAGCGCGUGGGUCAUCGGGAAAUUCAAGUUAAAGCACCCGGAAGUCUAUGGGAUCGACGAUGUUGGUGGAAUCCUGUUGGGAAAGCCUGGCCGCAUCAUUGUGGGCAUCAUUUACUGUCUAUUAUGGGUUUUCGUGGCAGGAUCUGGAAUGCUUUCGAUGUCCAUUGGUUUCAAUGCCCUUUCUCUGCACGGUACAUGCACAGCCGUUUUCGUCGCGGUAUCCGCUCUGCUCGGUUUCUUGGUUGCUAGUGUGCGGACGCUUCACAAAUUGACAUUCGUCGCUUGGGUUGGCUUAUUCGGAAUUUUAUCUUCGAUCCUCGUCCUCACCGUGGCCGUGGGUGUGCAAGAUCGUCCCGCUUCGGCUUCGAGGGAAGGGCUCUAUGUUUCGGACUACCACAUCACCAACCAGCCGAAGUUCGCGCAGGCCAUCUCUGCGGUGGCUUCUUUGAUAUUGUCCUAUGCUGGAACUCCUGCUUACUUUCAGAUAAUCUCUGAAAUGAGGGAUCCGAGAUUGUAUCAGCGCUCUUUGAUCGUUACGCAGAGCAUAAUCACAGCGACUUACAUCAUCAUUGGAACUGUCGUUUACUACUAUUGCGGCUCGUUCGUCGCCAGCCCAGCUCUUGGAUCUGCAGGACCUCUGCUCAAGCGGAUCUGUUACGGCUUGGCCCUUCCCGGUCUCCUGGCCACCACUACCUUGACAGUUCAUAUCCCUGCCAAGUACGUUUUCGUUCGUCUUCUCUCAGGAACCAAGCACAUGUCGAGCAACUCGCUCACGCAUUGGUCCGUCUGGAUCGCAUGUACAGCAAGCGUCGCGAUAAUCUCCUACAUCAUCGCCAGCGCCAUCCCUGUCUUCGGGGGUCUCGUGGCUCUGAUCGGAGCUCUCUUCGGCACACUCCUCGGCUUUCAGCCGAUGGGUAUCAUGUGGCUGUACGACAACUGGGCUACCAAAGACCGGAGCUUCAGAUGGAGAAUACAAGCUUGCUGGGCGUUGUUCGUCAUUGCAGCGGGAACCUUCCUGAUGAUCGCUGGCACAUAUGGAGCCGUGGUUGAUAUCUUGGCUUCGUAUACUUCGGGAUCAACUUCCUGGAGUUGUGCGGAUAAUUCGAAUAGCACAUAG